Helianthus annuus (common sunflower) is the source of this 534-nucleotide messenger RNA. Its product is annotated as secreted RxLR effector protein 161-like. Bases 1 to 534 code for a protein of 177 amino acids. The record is from RefSeq and is a predicted model, not a curated record. NCBI's taxonomy places the organism in Eukaryota, Viridiplantae, Streptophyta, Magnoliopsida, Asterales, Asteraceae. The transcript has a single exon.
AUGAAAGAUCUUGGUAUGACAAAGUUAUGCAUUGGACUACAAUUUGAGUAUCUGUGCAAUGGCACAUUUGUCCAUCAAUCAAACUACAUCCAGAAGAUGUUAGUACGUUUCAAUAUGGAUAAAGCACAUCCGUUUAGCGUACCUAUGGUUGUCCGAUUGCUAGAUCUACACAAGGAUCCUUAUCGCCCUCAAGAAGAAGGCAAAGAAGUACUUGGUCCAGAAGUACCGUACUUAAGCGCGAUCGGUGCCUUUAUGUAUCUCGCAAAUAACACAAGACCUGACAUUGCAAUUGCGGUUCAUGUACUAGCGAGAUACAGUUCGAAUCCAACACGUAGACACUGGAAUGGUGAAAAACAUAUAUUCCGAUAUAUUUGCGGGACACAAGACUUAGGUUUUUUCUAUCAGAAAGAUCAAAAGUACCAGCUUGUUGGGUAUGUUGAUGCCGGAUACCUAUCAGAUCCUCACAAAGCAAAAUUCUCAGACAGGUUAUGUUUUCACAUACGGUGGCACAACAAUUUCUUGGAAGUCGACUAA